This is a messenger RNA of Paramecium octaurelia, 1536 nucleotides long. NCBI's taxonomy places the organism in Eukaryota, Ciliophora, Oligohymenophorea, Peniculida, Parameciidae. The record is from the annotation of a GenBank genome assembly.
AUGAAGUAAUCCUUCUAAAUCAAAUCUGAAAUGUAUUUAAUUAGUAUUAUUGAUCAAGUCAGCAUUGUUUUAAGAUUGUAUUCUUGGGUUAAAGUUCAGUUGGCAAGACUUCGCUCAUAAAGCAAUUUUUGAAAAAUGAAUUCGCAAUGAAAUCGAUGAGUACAGUAGGAGUGACAUGUGUAAAAUAUAAGUGCUAAUAGUACAAGGAAUCUAAGAUAGUUAUAGUAAACAAUCAAUAAGUGAAGGUGCAACUGUGGGAUACUGCAGGAUAGGAGAGAUUCAGAUCAAUCACUAAAAAUUAUUAUCGAGGUUGUGAUGCAGUUGUGAUAGUCUAUGAUGUUACAAACAUGAAGAGUUUCGAUCAAGUGAGUAGUUGGAUUGCAGAUUUCGAUGAGUACGCUAUCACAUCUAUAAAAAGCAAAUGCGAAAGACCAGCAAUCAAAAUGUUGAUGGGUAAUAAAAUAGAUAUGUAAACCAGAGAUGUCAGUACUGAAUUAGGAAUGGCAUACUCAAAAAGGAAGAAAAUCCUAUUCUAAGAAGUCUCUGCAAAAGAAAAUAUUAAUGUCGAAUGUGCCAUGUUGAAAUUAAUUGAAAUCUUAGUUUCACAUACUAAAAUAGAAUCGGGAGACAAGAAUCAGCGUAGAGGAUCUAUGGUUGAAACCAAGUAGACUGUACUUGAAGAUCCUUUCAUUAAUAAGUCAGCCAGAUUCUGCAAGGAUGUGUCAAUAUCUGAUCACUCAAAAUUAUAAGCAAUUAAAUCAGCAGGUGAUAGUUCACAAGAGGAUAUUCAAAUUAACAACACAUCUAAUCAUUAAUUAACAUCCCCUUAAGAUAAUCCUACUCAUACCAACCAAUAGCCUGCGACUUCUCUUAAACUCAUUCAUCCAAGAUCAUCAGGUAUUAUAAGGGAUGAGUAUUUUAGAAAGCAUUCAUCUAAUCAAAGUUGUAUGUGUUCUUGUUGAAUAUUAUUUAUCUCUGUUAAUUAUUUACCAAAAAGAUUUAAAAAUUUAUUUUAAAUAUAAUGCCAAAGGGAUAGACCACUACAACCUAAAAAGCUUAAAAGGCAGCAAAAAAUGCCAGAGUUACCAAAAAAGUUGUUAGAGCCAGAAAACAUUUCUAAAAUAGAUUCCACACUGCCAAACCAUUAGCAUUAACUAGAAAACCUAAAUUCACCAGAUUAACAAGAUAAUUAAAACCAAUCACCAAAGGUUUAGAUUUCUAAAAUGUCCUUAAACAUCCACUCAUUACAGAAAAAGAUAUGAAGAAAAUGGAAGAUGAAAACACCAUGGUCUUCUAUGUUAAUUAAAAAUCAACCAAGCCAUAAAUAAAAAGAGCAUUCUCUAAAAUUUAUGAGGUCAAAGUCAGAAAAGUCAAUGUAUUCAAUCUCUGCUUAUCAUUAGAUCUUAAAUACAUUCGGUGGAAAGAAGAAGGCAUACAUUAGAUUGGGUGGAGAAAAUGAUGCACUUAAUUUGGCCAACAAAAUCGGUAUCAUCUGAGUGACAAUUAUAUUACACAGUAAAAUAUAUUCAAAUUUAU